Messenger RNA from Fonticula alba, 9452 nucleotides. RefSeq lists its product as hypothetical. The record is from RefSeq and is a predicted model, not a curated record. The transcript has 14 exons. The coding region runs from base 209 to 7888 and encodes 2559 amino acids. Gene Ontology annotation, biological process: Golgi to endosome transport. Lineage: Eukaryota; Rotosphaerida; Fonticulaceae. Gene Ontology annotation, cellular component: endosome; trans-Golgi network.
CUCUCCCGCCGGUGGUUGUCCGCUCAUCUGUCUAUCCCUUCCUCCCCCUCCCUCUCCCUCGCAGCCCUCCCUCUUCCACAUCCCCCUCCCUCUUCCACAUCCCCCCCCCCUUCUCCUUGCUGUCUCCCCUCCUCCCCCUGGCCUUCUCGCUCGGCGAGGUGCCCGCCCCCUGCCCUGCCCUGGCGAUCCCCAGGGAGGCUCCCAUCCCAUGAUGGACUCACUGCCGGUGCCCCCGGUCCAGGUGCUGGCCAUGUCCUCCCUGCCGGAUGUCGGGGGUGCCUUUGCGCCCAUCACCACACACGAUGCCGCCUACUGGGCGCCGGACAGCGAGUAUCGCGCCUUUGCGGCCGGGCUCCAGAAAACCCUGGCGGCAUUUGACACGGCACGCGAGUGGGCCGAUCUGUCGGCCUUCGUCCGGCGCCUGAGCCGGCUGCUGCGUGCCUUCCAGCAAUCGGUCGCCGCUCGCGGCUGCACCAUGGCCGGGGAUCUCCUGCCCGCGGCCGGGGAUCUGCUGCUGGUGCUGGACCCGGCGCGUCGCCAUUCGACCCAUGCCCUCCUCAGUGAGGAGAGCGAUCUGGGCCUGGACCUGGACCCGGGCUCCGGAGCCCCCGCCGGCUGGCUGUCCCUCCGGCCACCGGGGGCGGCGGCGCCCGGCGGCGGGGCUUCCUCCGCCCCGACUGCCUCCUCCUCUUCCAGCGGCGAGGGGGCCCUGCCCUCGGUGGCCAACGGCGGGGUGGAUUCAACCCGGCCGGCAUACCCUGGCGCGCCGGUCCCGGACCCGGUGGGCCUGGCCCGACGCCUAGCCCAGUGUCUGCACCCGGCCCUGCCGAGUGGCGUUCAUCUCGAGGCUUUGGCCGCUUACCAGAGCCUCUUCAGCCUCAUUGGCCCCAUUCGUCUGGCGCGCGACCUCGAUGUCUGUCUGUCCGGCUUGUUGGUGACCACGUUGACGGCCGGCGCGCCGCAGCCCGGCGCCGGGGCCCCCUCAUCCGGGGCCCCGGCCGGAGCGCGCUUCCUCCCCUCGGUCCGCGAGUUGGCCGGGCUGGUGCCGCGGGAUCGGCUCACCUCGGCCCUGCCAGGCACAUUGCUGGCCGGCGUGGGCCAGGUCCUUGGCCGCCAUAGCGAUCCGCACCUGCAGCAGGCCGGCAGCCCGGCCUACGGCGGCGGCGGGGGGUAUGGCGGCGUGGCGGCCCACAUUCGGCCGCAGUUGGUGCGGAUCUUGGGCUCGGCCGUGCGUGCAAGUCGAUCGGUCUACCUGCGCACCCGGCUCCCCGCGAAUGCCGGGCCAAUGGCGACGACUUCCCCCACGGCGGAGGCCCCCUCCGACACGUCUGGCGGCCUGGUGCUGGUGCCGAUCGGGGCGGCGGCGCUGCAGGCUGCCUCGGUCGCCCUGACCCUGGCCCUGUUGCCGGGGCUUCUGGAAGACGACCUCGUUGGCGAAGACGCGGCCGGAGCGCCGGCUGCCGCGGCAACCGCCGGGCCGGCGACCGGCUCCUCCUCGACGGCUGCCACCCUGCUGGCCGACUCGCCGACCCUCUCGGCCCUGGCCAGCUCCGACUCCCCACCUCUCGGGGCCUCGACCAGCAUGCAUCACCAUCCGGCCCCAGGGGCCGGGGAUGCACCGGCCCCCGCCUCGCUCGGGGACCUGUCCUCAGGGAUCCUGCUGUCGCUUGUGGCCGCGCAGGCCGAGGUCGAGGCGCACUUUUCUUCGCCGGACACCGGGGGCGCCGGCCUGGCGGAGCAAGAUCGCCAGCUGGAUCUCCUGGUUCGGUCGGUCAGUCGGGCCAUUGUUGAUAUUGGCCCGGGCCCGGCGUCCGGGCUGCCCCUCGGGCCGCGGCUGCUGCCUGCCGUACAUGACACCCAUGCGCCCGGGCCGGCUGGCGGCCUGUGUGGCUGUCUGCCAGCCGGGGCGGCCUGGGUGGCUGCGCCACAUGGAGCGGGCCCGGGAUCGGGUGGAGCCGGUGCCGGCGCCCUCCGCCUUGCCGGGCUGACCUUCCUGAGGGAGCAAUUGCCCGAGGCCACCAAGCCACUUCCGAUGUCUGAACCUGCCCGAGGUGCCCUGUUAACCGCCGUCAAGACUGCCCUCCUGGGGUCGGUGCCCCACUCGGCCAUCGGCUUCACGUGCUAUGUUCUGCCGCCGGCGGCCGCCGGGCAGGUGCACGCGCAUCUUCGCGCUGCGGCCCGGCCGCCGGCCGAUUUGGCGUCCAUGCUGAGCUUGACCGAGUGGCCGAGCUUGGCGGCCGCCCCGCGCGGGUCUGUCCACGGGUACCGCAAUCCGGAUGUCGGCCCGGCCGGGCGUCUGAAGGCUCCGCCCCCGGUGAUGUCUCGCCCGGUCGGGGACGAUGCGUCUCUCGUCACCCGCGCCGCAUUGGACCUCAUGUGUGACAAGCUGCCGUGGGACUGCCACGGUCAGGGUCCCGAGAGAGCCGAGACGGGGUGGCUGGAGCUGGCUGCCUGCGCGGUGGCCGGCGUCCUGUAUGAGUGCUUUGCCCUUUUCAACAGCGCGGUCCUGUGCUGCUUCCAGCCAGCCCGGUCCCUGGACAAGGGCCAAGCCUUUCGCUGGGACGAUCGCCCCCCGGCGGACUUCACCCUGUGGCGUGUGGUCACCGGGCGCGGCGACCCCAGCCCCGGUGGCCCGGGGCAACUCACCCCUGGCGACCCGCUAUUCGAUCGGCCCGUGUCGGCCGAGUGCAUCCGCGGGGCUGCCAUCUGUUGGGAAGUAGGCGCCUCCCCGGCUGUCACCCUUCCUCCCGAUAGUUUGGCCCUCUUCCGGCGGCUAUUCACCUGGCUGGACUCCUGUGCACACUGUGCCGCCGGGCCGGGGGCCGAGCAUCGAUCCCCCCCGGGCCCCUGUGGUGGCCAGCUGGUGGCCUUGCUUCUGCGGCGCCUCGCCUCGCCCGCGGCUCGGGCUCGUCUCGCCCUGUUGCUGUCCUUCCUUCCCUCCUUGGCGCCGCAGCAGCUGCAGCGCCAGCAGCAGCAGCUGCAGCAGCAGCAGCAGCCGGACUCCCCGGUCCAAGAAGCGGCCCUCGCUUCGGGGUCCGCCGUUGAGUCGCCCUUCGAGAAGUCCGUUCAGCGGGUGUGCCUCUCGGCCCUGGUGGCUGAGGCCCCGGCGCUCACACGCAGCCUCCGUGUUCACUGUACACCGGCCGAUCCGACCGCACUGAGCUAUUCCUGGGAGCUGAUGCAUGGUCGUCUGGCCCUUGGCGGCAUGCUCACCCGGCUGGCCUUGCAUGUUGGCUGGCCCGCGGCGCUGGGAUUGCCUCCGCUGGCCCCUGGUCCCGAGGGGCUGGAGCAGCUUCGCCAGACCUGUCUAGAUUUGCUCUUCUUGGCGGACAUUCUCGCACCGCACGGUGCCACCGGACGCGACGACCAGAAUUUCCUCCUGACCCUGUUGGACUUCGUGGCUGGUGUCUUGGCCAUGCUGGCCGAGAGUACCGACCUCAGUCCUGAAGGAUUGGACUUGCUCAGGCUGCUGGGGUUCCUGGCCCGGCGAGGUGUGGAAGCCGCUGUCCCGGCGCCGCCCGGGGGUCAGUCUGGCCUUCCAGGUCGUGAUCCACUGCCGGCGUCUUUGGCCCGGCGGCUGGUGCUCGCCACCGGACACCUGCUUGGCCGGCAUGCGGAUCUGGCCACCAAGAGGGGCUUUUGCGCGAGUAUGAUGAAUUUCCUGCUGGCGGCCGUGCGCAUGUCCACGGUCCCAAGCUCCUCCGGCGGUUGUGCCUUCUGCCAUGUGGGCGGGUCGGCCGAGCGAUGCCUGCUGGCUGUGAUGUUGGAUUUCCUCCAGGCACCCGGCACUUGGGAGAGCCCCGGCAACCCGCUUGACACGGAGCAUGGGGCCGACCCGCGGCUUUUGCUGCGCUUGUGGAUCUUGCGCUUUGUGGCCACUCGGCAGCCGGCCUGCUCGGUGGCCAUCGGUGAUAUGCCGGCCACGGUGCUAUCGGAGAAUCUGGUCCGAGCCCUGGUCCGAACGUGUUGGCCUCUAUUUGGAGCGGGUGGCGAGGCCGCCCAGGUGGAGCUGAUGGCCGGCGAGGUGGUUGCAUCGCUGCAGUUGGUUGACACUCACCGGGCCCUGGUCGGACUGGACCAGCCGGCGGCCGGGGGCCUCCUUGCCUCGGCCUUGGACCGGGAGCUGAUCGACCUCUUCUCGAUGGAGGCCGCAUGCUCGGGACCUGGGGGGCAUUUUGUCUCGCUGGCCCACCUGCGGCUGUGUCGGUUCCUGGAUUUCCUGGCGCCAGAUCGCACAAGCCACGCGGACAGCCUGGCCUUGCCGAUGCCGGCGCAGUGUCUCUUCCUGCUGGCUGGCACCGCUCGCGGGUGUCCGUGCGUGUGCUGCCCGCCGGGCCCGGCUGGCGGGGACGGCCCCCCGGCCGCGGAUCCCCGACACUUCUCCGAGCGGCAGAUCUGUGCCGAUACGCUGGACCGCUUCCUGUUCGGGCAGCUCACCCACCCGGCGGCCCUGCUUCAACACAGCGUGAUGGGGACCAUCUGUGAGGUGCUACUUAGCUCGGCUCCCGGGCCCGGGGCUGGCCCUGGCGGCGGGCAAAUUGACACGGCUCGAGCGGCCUUCUCGCUGGACCUCCUGGGAUGGCUGCUUGCCUGCGACCGUCGAGGCCGAGGAACUGUGGCACAACUACGCGCUGGGGUUCCCUCCGAGCAUGGGUCCUCCCUCGGCCCGGACGCGGUACUCUUCGACCAGGUGGUGGAGUGUCUCUGGCGUCUCACCUUUUUCCUCUCCCCGACGCCUGGGGCGGAGGAUGCGGCGCACUCAGAUGGCGGAGAGGCGCCGCGCAUCCCGGCCGGUGUACAGCUGGCUGCCAGUGAGGCUCUCCGGCGCCUGCUGGCCUUGACUUCCGGCCGUAGCCCUCAUGGUACCUCCGGCUCCCGGGCUUCCAGCGUGCCGGCCACCAGCCGUCGUCUGUUGGCCGUGCGCUCGCUCAAGGCCCUGGCAUCGUCGUUUGCCGUGUCGCAAGCGGCCGUCACCCAGGGGGCCGGGCCCGGUGGCGCCGAGGAUGACCGGCUUCUUGCGUCGCACCUGGUGCUGCACCUGCAACUGGUGGACUUGCUUCCGGCGCGGGCGCCCGGCAAGUUGCAUGGCCGCUUGCCGGGCCCGGUGACCGACACCGGGUCCACCCUGCCACUGUGGUACUUCCUGUCCGUGUGUUCGGUGGUGCGCCGGGUACUGACCGGCCCGGGGGCGGCCUUCUUCGCGGCCGUGCGCGCCGGGGAAGCCCCCUGCCCGGCGCUGCUCAGCCGGUGCCUGCUUCAGCGGGCCCUCUGGAGCGCCUUGCUACUGCUCAUCGAGGGGCGCCUGGUGGCAGCACACCAAAUGAGCCUGACCCAUAUUGCCCCAGUGGAGGUGACCCUCGGGGCCGAUGUCCAGGGGUUGUUGGAUCUCCUGCGGGCAUGCUCCCUGUCUGGGGGCGAUGUCAGUGGUCCCGGGCUGGUUUUGGUCCUGGCAGUGCGGACCAUGUCAUUGCUGCAUCGGAUCGGCGGCCAGCUGCAUGGGCCGGCCCGGCGGUCGGGCGGCUCGCCCGGCACCGGAGGCCCGCUGGACCUGGCCGGCCGGGGCUCCCCCUUUGACGCCAUCAUCGCCCUGGCCUGGGCCGACCGGGUGGGCCGGUUGUCGGACCAUGUGUCCGACGCGGGGGACUUCCUCGGGGGCCUGUGCACGCUUUUGGAGGGUGCCUUCGCCGGGCGCCCGGCCCCUCCUCGGACUUUGGACCCUGGCCGGCAGGCGGUCUUCUCCCAGCACCUGGGCCUCAUCCUGGACUUGGUUCCCUUCUUCAUGUUGUCGAUCCCGGCGCAACAGGCCCCGGCCCGGCGACGCGUGCUCUUCACCCUCGCCGGGCUGCUGGCGGUGGAUGGGCAGUUGCUACUCCGGUCUUUGACAUUGAACAUGCGUGCGCGGCUCCUGGUGGCCGCCCUCCGGCCCCCGGUGGAGCAGGCUGCUCGGCUGCCGGAGGAUUUCAUUUGCGACCCGGCCACCCGGGCGCACAGUUGGAUUCUCUGCUGGCUGACGAGCAUGGCCCCAGUGACCGAUGGUCGGCCGCAUGCAUGUGGCCGGGCCCUUGGGUUUGGGUCUCUCUUUGGUCCGCUGGUCGAGGGUGUGGGCACGCUGCUGCUCCUCCUCCGGCAGAGUCUUCUCCUGCCGGUGGGCUCGGCCGGCCCGGCCGAGCCACGGUCGGAUGCCCUGGCCGGAUCUCCGGGCUCGGAUCGGGGCCUGACCACCUCGGGCCCGGUGCCAGCCUCGGCCGGCGUGGCCGACGCCCUGGGCGACAAGCCCGAUGCCCCGGGGCCCGGCUGGGAUGAGGCUCUGGCUACCGAGAUCAUCAGUGCCCUGGUGGCCCUGUGCAGUCAUCUGUCCUCGUUGGCGGUGUUGGCCCGGGGCCAUCCCCUGCGCCAGGCCUUCCCCGGGUACAGUCUGCCGCUGGAAUACCUGGCCCGGCCACUGGAGGCCGCCCCGGUGGAAGUGGCGAUGCUGCUUCGGGAGCCGGGUCGUCUGCGUGGCCGCGGCGGGAUGGCCACCAGUGGUCUCGGCCCCUUCGGCCGGCUGGGGCCCGAUACCUCGGGCCUGGGGGCCUUGCUCCUUGUGGUGCAGACUUUGAGCAUGGACCUGGCCGAGGCGGCACAGCGGCCGGUGGACACGGCGAUCUUGCGCCGACGCCGGAAUCCGAGCACUGCCGCCGGGGCACUCGCCACCGGGCCGGCUGCCAUUGAGGCCCUGUGUCUGGAGGCCGGGCAGUUGGACCAUCGGCCGCGUUUGGCCCUGGCCUGCUGGCUGUCCUUCCUCUCGGGUGUCCAUCGGCUGGCGCGUGAGUGGGAUGCGGCGGUGCCGGUGGAGCUGGCACUCUUCGCCGCGGCCGGCACACUGCCUCCGGGGCCCGAUGGAUCCCGCCGACCGGGCGAGCCCAUCGCCGGCGCUCGGCCACUGUCGCAACUGGACGCCUGGCGCGGUGCCCGAGGCGGCGGCCGCUGUCCGGAUGGUACGUGCCUUCCCGCCGGCGCCGGGCCCCUCGGGGCAAAUCGACCAGGCCCGGCGUCCGGCUGGCCGGCGGAUGAUCUGCCAUCCGACGUGUGCGGUGCCGCCGGGCUGAAUCAAGGAGCCGACUCGGGCGCCUCUGGCGAUGAUGACCCCGCCGGGGUUGCGACGCCGGGCGCCGAUGCCGCCGAUACCCCGGCCGGCCCUGCUGGCAUCCCGUCCAGCAGUGCCGGCGCUCCAGCAUCCAUGGAGAAGGGCCUGCCUGGUGCAGGCGCCGGUGCCGGUGCUGGUGUUGGUGCCGGCUCCGGCCGGCGCUUGGCCACCCUCAUCUCAGACCCCUAUCAGGCCUGCCUGGAGGCCCUGGUGACGUUGGCUUGCCGACGGAAUGACCGCGUUAGCUGGCUCCGCCGGCGUCUUUUCCCCAGCUCGGCCAAUUUACACGGCCUGGCAGCUGGCGAGGGGGAGCCUGCCUUGGCAGGUCCGACGGCCGGGGUCCCCUCUCGGCCGCCCUCGCCGGUGCCCGAUGGGCCGCACCUUGAGGGUGAUCCCCAUCGGCCGGCCAUUGGCCACUCGACCCUCAGUCCCGAGCAGCUGGCCGAGGCAACCUUCUUCUUCGGGGCGCACGGCGUGGCCGUGGCCUCGCGCUGUGCGGUCGAACGCGAGGGCGCCAUCCAGACGGCGGUAUGUGGCCUCGGGUGGGAUUUCGGCACUUGCGCGCGUGGGCCCUGCCUUUGGCCUCUUACUGACUCUCCUCCGGCUAUGGUGCUGCUUUCCGGUCACCGGCCUGCCACCCCCUCGCCACCCCCGGCCUCCGGCAUGGCCUCGGCCCGGUGCAGAUCCUCUUCUGCCUGGCCAACGAGCUGCCGGCCAUCUCGCGCUUGGUGUUGGACGACCCGUCCAAGGUGGCCGACUUGACGGCGGACCUGGUGCAAAAUUGCAUCCUUCCUGGCUACCUACGGGCGGUGUGGCAUGAAGGCGGCGACCAUGGGCCGAACCAGGGGUUCGCCGGGGCCGAGCCCACCGGACCCGAGUCCGCCGGACCCGGCGGCCUGCUGGGCGUUCCUCGGCGAAUGACCGCCGCGCAUCGGUCCCUGGCGCUGCGCUACCGCAGCGCCCCGGCGCUGCAGCUCGCCUCGCCCCAUGGCCAUGCAGUGGUUUCCCUGCUGUCAUCCAUCAGCCGGGUGUCUUACCUGUCGCAGGUCUGGAGCCGAGAGGUGUGGGACUUCUUCCGGUCGAGGCACUUCUUCCUGAGUGUGCCCUUCUCGCCGAUGGCCGACAUGCCGGGCAGCGACGCGGCGGAUUCCGUGGCACGGCUCUCACUGCCGGCCUGGAAGCGCAUCGUCCCGCUGGCCUCGGUGAUGGCCCACCCGACCGGGCGCUGGUGGGAGGCCCUCAGCCCGUUCCACCAUCCGACAGGCCUGAGCCCGGAGCCGGCUGACGAGACGGCCUUCUGGAAUCGCAUUGUCUUCUUGCUGGACUCGGCCGGCGCCGACGCGGCAUACUUGUCCGGGUCUGGCGAGCUCCUGGAGGAGGUCUUCCACGCGGCGGCCGCCCAUGGGGCCAAGACUCGCCCGAAUGGCGGCGGGGCCAGCGCCACCUGCCAGUGGCUGUUCAGCCUGGGCGAGCCGCUCCCGGGCUUGUGCAGCCCGCACCUGCCCGCCGCCGUGGGGUCCCUCCAUGCGGCCUUGCCCAUCCUGCAGGAGAAGCUCGUUACCCGCAUUCGCCGCGUGGGCUUGCUAGACAGCCAGGGGUUGAUUGCCCCGGCCGGUGCUCCGCUCGGGUCGGUGCUUCCUCUGCGCCCUGGUCUUGGAACACAUGCUGGUGGUGAUGCCAGCCCUCCCUGUCCCGAGGGGGAGGCAUCGGCAACCAUCCCCACAAGUCACCUCCUGGCUCGGCUGCCGGUGAUCGACACUGUGGCUUGGCUGGAAGCGCCGCUGGCGCCGGCCGAGCGCGCUGGCCGGGAUCUCUUCCUCAUUUGCCGGGCGCUUGUUCAGGCAUUCCCGGCUGACCGGCAGCUGGCUGUCCUCUGGCCGACGGUGUUCUCGCAGCUGGUUCACUUCCUGUCAUUGCCAGAGCCCCUGGCAUCUGGAGGGGGCAUCCCGCAGGUGAUCGUGGCCGCGGCCGUGCUAGUUCUGCGAGCCGGUACCCAGCGGGUGGCCGAUCGCGAGCACGGCGGUGCGGUUCUCUUCCAGCUUCUGAACCACCAUACCUUCAUCCGGGAGGUACCCUGGCCUGCCGGGCUGGCCCAGAUCCCGCCUGGAGUUGGCCUGGCCCCCGGGGCCGAAGUUGGCGCGGGGUUGCUGCUGCGCUGGCUGCGCGCGGCUCUGCGCCCAGGCGGGGCUCCAUAGACCGUGGAUCCAUUUUUCCCCACUCCCUUUCUCUGCUUCCGGCCUGCUUGUACAUCGGCGCGCUCCCGUGCAAACACGCACACACAUGCACACAGGCACACAUGUCUCUAUAUACCUUCCCCCCCCCUCCC